Cuculus canorus (common cuckoo) is the source of this 4084-nucleotide messenger RNA. RefSeq lists its product as uncharacterized. Gene Ontology annotation, biological process: DNA integration. Gene Ontology annotation, molecular function: RNA-DNA hybrid ribonuclease activity; RNA stem-loop binding. The coding region runs from base 1726 to 2436 and encodes 236 amino acids. The transcript is spliced from 2 exons. NCBI's taxonomy places the organism in Eukaryota, Metazoa, Chordata, Aves, Cuculiformes, Cuculidae. The record is from RefSeq and is a predicted model, not a curated record.
GGUUUGGUAAAAAACUGCCUGUUAGACGCGGCGAAAGCUACGCUUGGUUGGGUUAAGGAGCUCCAGUGGGAAGCCUAGGCGCCGUCCAUAAGACAGUAGCGAAAGCUCUGCAGGUUCGGCAACAGUGGUCUGGUUUUGUAUUUUCGGUACCGCAGGUUCGGCAACCGUGGUCUGGUUUUGUAUUUUCGGUAAUCUGUAUUAUUCGCUAUGUGGAACUUUGUUUGGUUUUUGUUGUUUGGUGCUGGUCUGGACUGUUAUAAAAUGUCACCGAUACCUAAGUCAUCACCGUUAGGGUGUAUUCUGAUGCAUUGGAAAGAGGGGCAGUUUGGGCAAGAAAUGCAAAAAAAGGAAAUUGGUUGAGUAUUGUAAUGUAUGGUGGACACAGUGUGAUUUGGAGGAUCAGGUUCGUUGGCCAGAAAGUGGAACUUUAGACUAUAAUAUCAUCCUACAGUUGAUGCAAUUUUGUAGGCGCGAGGGUAAAUGGGAUGAGAUACCAUAUGUAGAACUGUUCUUUAUUUUAAGAAUUGUUCUUUAUAUUUAAAGAGGAAUGGAAGAAGGCAUGUGGAAUAAUGGUCGUUAAUACAAAAUCGGAUGAGCAGUGUAAGGGAUGUGUGACUGAGAAGAAAUGUAUGAAAUGUCUGGCAGUGGAAAAUGCUUUGCAGCAUAAGGAGGAUGAUGAUUUUGAUUUAUUAGUGGCUCCGUCGGCCCCACCAGCCCCCAGAGAUACUGGAGUAGAAGGUGAUGGGGAGGAUGAGGUAGAAAUAGAGGAUCGGGAAAAGAUGAACCCCUAGUGAAAGUGAGGUUAGGGGGAAAAGAAGUGCAAUUUUUAGUAGAUACUGGUGCAACACACUCAGUUUUAAAUGAUUUACGUGGACAGAUAGGGAAAGACUGCUACAAUAGUGGGAGCCACAGGGAAAGAGGAAACCUGGCCAUUCAUGCAACCCCUGGAAUUACGAUUUGGAGGAAAGGAAAUAUGGCAUGAAUUCUUGUAUAUGCCUGAUUGUCCAAUCUCCCUGCUGGAUGGGAUUUUUUUUUUUUUUUUCUUUUUUUUUUAUCUAAAUUAAAUGCAAGAAUUGUCUUUGAGGAUGGAGAAUUAAUUAUGCAAGUUCCAGAAUCAAAGUCAGGACAGAUACUAGUGUUGAAGGAAAAUCCAAAAGUUCAAUUACCCAGAGAGGUAGAAGAGGCAGUGAUCCCUACAGUAUGGGAAACUGAUAUACCAGGGAAAUAAAAAAUGGCCCAACCAGUAGUAGUAGAAUCGAAGGAAGGAACGAAACCAGUAUGAAUAAAACAAUAUCCCAUAAAAUUAGAGGCCCGAUAUGGAAUAGUGAAAAUUAUUGAAAAGUUCUUAAAGUCUGGAAUAUUAGAAGAAUGCGAAUCAGAAUAUAAUACCCCAAUUUUUCCAGUAAAGAAACCAAAUGGAGAAUAUACAUUGGUACAGGACUUAAGGGCUAUUAAUGAAAUCACGAAAGAUAUACAUCUGGUAGUAGCUAAUCCAUACACAUUGUUAACAUCUGUGAAGGAGAAAUACAAAUGGUUUACAGUAAUUGAUUUAAAAGAUGCCUUCUUCUGUAUUCCUCUCAACAAAGAUAGUAGGAAAUUCUUCGCUUUUGAAUGGGAGAACACGCACAAUGGACGAAAAAUGCAGUUGACAUGGACAAGGCUUCCACAAGGAUUCAAGAAUAGUCCAACACUUUUUGGGAACCAGCUGGCAAAAGGAUUGGAAUCAUGGACAAUGCAGGAGAAAGUUCAGCAGCCUUCUUAGGAGCACCUGUGGAAGAUGGCCCUUUGGAACAUGAUUGUGUGGAAGUUAUCGAACACACUCAUGCAACAAGGGCUGACCUGAAGGACACCCCACUUGAACAGCCUGAUCAAGAACUUUUUACAGAUGGAAGUAGUUAUGUAGAAAACGGGACACGAUAUGCCGGGUAUGCGGUAACCACACAAAAAGGGGUAAUAAAAGCAGAGGCUCUUCCUGUAGGAACUUCAGCACAGCGAGCAGAAAUAAUAGCUCUCACGAGAGCCUUGGAAUUGAGCAGGGAUCAGCGAGUAAAUAUAUGGACAGACUCAAAAUAUGCAUUUGGAGUGGUUCAUAUACAUGGAGCACUAUGGAAAGAACAAGGACUCCUAUCUUUGCAAGGUACGAACAUAAAAUACCAAAAAGAAAUUCUGAAUUUGAUAACUGCUGUACAGUUACCCAAACAGGUGGCGAUCAUGCACUGUAAAGCACAUCAAGGAGGAGAUUCCAAAAUAGCUGAAGGAAACGCGUUAGCGGACCGGACAGCUCAACGGAUUGCACGACAGGUAUCAAAUAUGAUGGCCUUAAUACCCACGAAGAACUUUGACGCAGCUGCGGAGUACUCUGGUUUGGAAUCGACCCUUGUCAUUGGAACACCCAGUGCACAAUAUCAAUCCAGGAGACCAGGUUUACGUCCGUGAUUGGGUUGAGGAACCACUGAGAGAACAGUGGAACGGACCGUACCUGGUGCUGCUAACUACCUUUACUGCGGUUAAAGUGAAGGGAAUUGAUUCCUGGAUUCACUACACACGGGUAAAGAAGGUUCCCGGAGAGUGGCAAGCAGAAGUAACUGGACCUACAAAGCUGAAACUUACAUACCAGAAGGAUGUCUAAUUACGUCUAUGGGACGAUCAUAAUAAUAUGGUUUCUGAUGAAUAUGACUUUUUCCACAGGCACCCACCGAAAGAAUAGAAAUGUGAGAUAUGAUCCAGAGCAAAAUGCCAUUCUGUCUUGCAUGGUUCAAAGUCAGAAAGUGGAAGUAACAUCGGGAAAAGGAAUCCAAUUUGACAUUAACAAAGGAUUGGAAAAGAUAAUAGUAUCCCACAGAAAAAGGCGAGAUAUAGAGCCCACUCCAACACCACAGAAAUUUUGUAUGGGCCAAUAGUGAUGGAACGUGGACUACCCAUUUAUCAGUUACGGGGAAGGUUAAAGAAAUCACAUUAGGCUUACCCACCUUAUGCCCAAUUUGGAAACGUUCCCCCUUUAAAGGGAAACUGGAAACUCUACAAAUCAACAGAAUCAAAAGAGAUAUAAAGGAAGAUGAUACAUGGCAGAAGCCCUCUACAGGAGUGAAGGUAGGAUGGGCCCUUGAAUCUCUCUUUGCUGCUCCAGUAGCUACUUACCGAAAUAGAGACAUGAUUUACAAAUUAAUAGGGCAGACUGAAAGGUUAGCUAGAGUUACUAAAAAGGGGUUCAGAGAUUUGAAUAUGCAGCUCCAAGCAAGGACAAAAAUGACUUUGCAGAACAGAAUGGCAUUAGAUAUCUUAUUAUUGAAGGAAAAUGGUGUUUGCGGAUAUUUAAAGGAUCGAGUUGAUCACUGCUGUGUGCAUAUACCGAAUGUAACCAUGGAUAUAGAAUAUGACAUAUCUCAACUCAAGAGAAUUGAACAAGAAGCUGAAGAAGAAAGAAAAGAGAUCGGCCAUAAUUGGAUAGGAGAAUUAUUUAAUGGAUUGGGGAUUCAUUUAGACGGGUGGCUACAAUCACUUUUAGAAACUAUUUGCACACUCUUAUUAGUAUUCCUGGUCAUCUACCUAGUAUACUUAUGUAUCCGUCAAGAAAUCACCCGUAACACUAGCUGGACGCAUAAGAUUAUAGGAGCAGUAACCCGGGAAUACCCACGACGCCUGACCCCGCCACCGAAGUACUACGAGACUACGAGAAUGGAGAACUAAGAUGAAAAACUGAAAAAUGGAAAUACCUUCUUAAUGAAAGAAAGUAUUUCCAAAGGGGGGAAAUGUUGGAAAACUCUAGUUUGUCUUACUAAAAUGUAGUCGAAUAACUAAUAGUUCUAACAAUUCUAUUAAAUAUAGUUAAAAACUAACUACUCCGUUGAAAUUUCGCUUGCUCCAGGGUAUAGUCUCAGGUAUCCUUAUUUGGGAAGGAAUGCUGAUCUUUAUCUAAUGCAAGCAGUAAACUUGCAAAGAAAUAACAGUUUGCAUAAAAAUGUAAAGAAUGCUGAAAAUGUUGCAAGACCUGAUGUGACAAUCACCGAAAUGAAUAUGUAGGUUGCAUCCCUUUUGAAUAUGUAACAGAUUGAGCAACACUUUAAGGAUAAAUGGCGAACGCGAU